Messenger RNA from Strongyloides ratti, 3333 nucleotides. Its product is annotated as O-glycosyltransferase. The coding region runs from base 1 to 3333 and encodes 1110 amino acids. The transcript is spliced from 4 exons. NCBI's taxonomy places the organism in Eukaryota, Metazoa, Nematoda, Chromadorea, Rhabditida, Strongyloididae. Gene Ontology annotation, biological process: protein O-linked glycosylation. Gene Ontology annotation, molecular function: protein N-acetylglucosaminyltransferase activity; protein binding. The record is from RefSeq and is a predicted model, not a curated record.
AUGAUGGACUCCAUUAAUAAUUAUUUUUUUCAAAAUUCACUUAUAGAUAGAACUAUGGGGCCUUUAAAUGGAGGAUCAUCAAUAAUUAUAGCAAACCAUCCACAGUUACAAGUAUCAAAUAGUAAUUUUACUGGAGGAGUACAUAAUAAUAUGAAUAAUAUUGUGCCUACAGCAGUAAUGGCUAACCUUACUAAUAAUAUGUUGGUGGUUGAAAGUGCUGCUGGAUCAUUAGGUUUAACAGACCUACCAACAUUAAAGGAAUUAGCUCAUAGAUUUUAUCAAUCUGGAGAUUAUCAUAAUGCUGAAAGGCAAUGUCUAUCAGUGUGGCAAGCUGAACCAUCAAAUGUAUCAGUUCUUUUACUUUUAUCAUCUAUAUACUUUCAAAAAAAAGAAUAUGAAAAGUCUUUACAAUUUGCUAGUAUAGCAUUAACAAAAAAUCCAAGUCUUGCGGAAGCAUAUUGUAAUUUAGGAAAUGUUUUCAAAGAACGUGGACAAUAUAAAGAAGCUAUUGAAAAUUAUAGACAUGCAAUAGAAUUAAAAACUCUUGUGUCUAAAGGAGACCUGGAACAGGCUGUUGUUGCUUACUCAACAGCUCUUCAAUUUAAUCCAGCUUUAUAUUGUGUUAGGAAUGAUUUAGGAAACCUUUUAAAAGCUAUGGGUAAAUUAGAAGAAGCUAAAGUUUGUUAUUUAAAAGCAAUAGAAACGAAUCCAUCAUUUGCUGUAGCAUGGUCUAAUCUUGGUUGUGUAUUUAGCAAUCAAGGUGAAAUAUGGCUUGCUAUACAUCAUUUUGAAAAAGCUAUAUCAUUAGAUUCUAAAUUUUUAGAUGCAUUUAUAAAUUUAGGAAAUGUAUUAAAAGAAGCAAGAAUUUUUGAUAGAGCUGUAGCAACAUAUUUACGUGCAUUAGAAAUUCAAUCAGCAACACCUCAUCAAGCUAAUAGUGCUGUUCUUUAUGGUAAUCUGGCUUGUGUAUAUUAUGAACAAGGACAUCUAGAUUUAGCUAUUGAAACAUAUCGUCGUGCCAUUGAUCUCCAGCCUUGUUAUCCAGAUGCCUAUUGUAAUUUAGCUAAUGCCUUAAAGGAAAAAGGUUUUGUAGAGGAUGCUGAAUUAGCAUAUAAUAAAGCUCUUCAAUUAUGUCCAACACAUUAUGAUUCAAAAAAUAAUCUUGCCAAUAUUAAAAGAGAACAAGGAAAAAUUGAAGAGGCAAUUGCUUUGUAUAGAGAUGCAUUAAUAACAUGUCCAACAUUUGCUGCUGCACAUUCAAAUCUAGCUUCAAUUCUUCAACAACAAGGUAAACAUCAAGAGGCAAUAUGCCAUUUUAGGGAAGCUAUUAAAAAUUCACCACUAUUUCCUGAUGCUUAUUCAAAUAUGGGAAAUGCAUUGAAAGAAAUGGGUGAUAUAGCAUCAGCAGUGCAAUGUUAUACAAAAGCAAUAAGUAUUGAUAGUGGUUUUGCUGAUGCUCAUAGUAAUUUAGCCAGUAUUUAUAAAGAUACUGGUAAUUAUCCAGAAGCAAUUAAAUCAUAUCGUACAGCUAUGAGAUUAAAAGGAAACCAAUUUCCUGAUGCAUUUUGUAAUUUAGUACAUUGUCUUCAAAUUAUUUGUGAUUGGGAUGAUUAUGAAUUUCGUAUGAAACAACUUGUAGCAAUUGUGGCUGAUCAAUUAAAUAAAAAAAGAUUACCUUCAGUACAUCCACAUCAUUCAAUGUUAUAUCCAUUAUCACAUGAACAAAGAAAACAAAUAGCAGAACGGCAUGCUCAUUUAUGUUGGGAAAAAGUUCAAGUUUAUCAUAGAGCACCAUAUACUUAUCCAUCUAGAAAUUGUCUUAAACAUGGUGGUAGACUAAAAAUUGGUUAUGUAUCAUCAGAUUUUGGUAAUCAUCCAACAUCUCAUUUAAUGCAAUCUGUACCUGGUCUUCAUGAUCGUAAUAAAGUUGAAAUUUUUUGUUUUGCUUUAUCACCAAAUGAUGGAACAAAUUUUAGGCAAAAAUUAUCAGAUGAAGCAGAACAUUUUAUUGAUCUUUCAAAUCUUACAUGUAAUGCAUCAGCAGCUGAUUUUAUUAAUAAUCUUGGUAUACAUAUUCUUGUUAAUAUGAAUGGUUAUACAAAAGGUGCUAGAAAUGAAAUAUUUGCUUUAAAACCAGCACCUAUUCAAGCUAUGUGGUUAGGGUAUCCAGGAACAUCUGGUGCUAGUUACAUGGAUUAUAUUAUUACUGAUGCAACAACUUCACCAUUAGAAUUAUCUCAUGCAUAUUCAGAAAAAUUAGCAUAUAUGCCUCAUACAUUUUUUAUUGGUGAUCAUAUGUUUAUGUUGGAACAUUUAAAAGAACGGGUUAUAGUUAAAGAUAAAAGUGCUGCAAUUUUAAGUGAUAAAGAUAAUGUAACAGUAUGUAAUGCAACAAAUCUUGAACCUUUACUUAGUAAAGUUGAAUUAAUACCUAAAGUAAUUGAGACAGAAGUACCACAUGCUCCAGAAAAUGAAGUUAAAAAAACUGAAGUUAAAAUGCAAAUUUUAGAAGUUCCAACAACAGAACCAUUAAAAGAUAUGAUAGAAAGACGUGAAAUUGCCGUUAGUGUGGAAGGUGUUCGAGUUCAAAAUGGUCUUGAUACACUUAGUAGAACACAUGUUAAAGCAGCAAAUGGUGAAGAAGUUCCGGAUACAAUUAUUGUUUCUUCUCGAUCACAAUAUAAUUUACCAUCACAUGCAAUUGUUUAUUGUAAUUUUAAUCAAUUAUAUAAAUUUGAUCCAAAAACUAUGGAUUGUUGGAUAGAUAUAUUGAAACAAGUUCCAAAUUCAGUAUUAUGGUUACUUAGAUUUCCAUAUCAUGGUGAAUCAAAUAUCAUUAAAUAUUGCGUAGAAAGGGGUAUUGAUUGUUCACGUAUAAUAUUUUCAAAUGUCGCUGCAAAAGAAGAACAUGUUAGAAGAGGACAACUAGCUGAUGUUUUUUUAGAUUCAUCAAUUUGUAAUGCUCAUACAACAGGUAUGGAUGUAUUAUGGACUGGAACACCAAUGGUAACAAUGCCAAUGGAGACAUUUGCUUCAAGGGUAGCUGCAUCACAAUUAAUGGCACUUGGUUGUCCAGAGUUAGUGGCGAAAUCAAGAAAAGAAUAUGUAGAUAUAGCUGUAAGGUUAGGAACAGAUGUCGAUUAUUUAAAUCAAAUACGUGCCAAAGUGUGGAAAGCUCGAACAACAUCAACAUUAUUUAAUGUUAAACAAUAUUGUACAGAUUUAGAAGGUUUGUUUUAUGAAAUGUGGAAGCGAUAUGAGGAAGGGUUACCAGUAGAUCAUAUUACAAGUAUCAGGCAAAGUUCUCCUUCAAAUACAUAUGAAUCUGAUUAA